AUGCCGAGCGUGAUCGCUAUCACAACGCUGGUCACAGCCCUCGCAUUCACCUUGCAAUACUAUGCAAAAAUCCUGUAUCAAGCUGAUCUAGCUGGUGAGGAUCUCUUGGCUCGCAUGAUCGAUAGUUUGCUCGACGUCGACGCUAUACAGUCUGCUCUGCGGCGCUUUGCAGAAACGAGCCAGCACCCCACGAAGGGUGAAGGGUUUGAUAAUGAGAAGAUCACUAAGAUAUCAAAGAAAGCGGAGCAGAUGAGCCAGAUAGGCAUGUGA
This is a messenger RNA of Alternaria arborescens, 270 nucleotides long. RefSeq lists its product as hypothetical. The record is from RefSeq and is a predicted model, not a curated record. Bases 1 to 270 code for a protein of 89 amino acids. NCBI's taxonomy places the organism in Eukaryota, Fungi, Ascomycota, Dothideomycetes, Pleosporales, Pleosporaceae. The transcript has a single exon.